Tripterygium wilfordii is the source of this 1224-nucleotide messenger RNA. Its product is annotated as peroxidase 15-like. Gene Ontology annotation, molecular function: peroxidase activity; heme binding. The record is from RefSeq and is a predicted model, not a curated record. The transcript has 4 exons. NCBI's taxonomy places the organism in Eukaryota, Viridiplantae, Streptophyta, Magnoliopsida, Celastrales, Celastraceae. Gene Ontology annotation, biological process: response to oxidative stress; hydrogen peroxide catabolic process. The coding region runs from base 84 to 1061 and encodes 325 amino acids.
AGCUUGCACAAGCAAAUUUUCUCUCUAGAUACUUAAUUUACUUAACUAAGCCCUCUUCUUUUUUUUUUUUUAACUGAAAAAAAAUGUCUUCAUUUCUUGUUAUAAUACUAUUCUCUGUGUUCUUAUUUCUUGGAGGGUCUAAUGCUCAAUUGAGCUCAACAUUUUAUGAUCAAAGGUGCCCUAAUGUGUCGAGCAUUGUGCGCAAUGUAGUCGAGCAGGCAGCGCGUAGCGAUGUUAGACUUGGUGCAAAGAUCAUCCGCCUCCAUUUUCACGAUUGCUUUGUCGAUGGUUGUGAUGGUUCUAUCCUGCUGGACAACGCACCCGGCAUAGAGAGUGAAAAAGAUGCAAUUGCUAAUACUAACAACUCCGCGCAGGGAUUUGAUGUUGUCGAUGACAUCAAAACUGCCCUAGAGAGCUCUUGCCCUGGAGUCGUCUCCUGCGCCGAUAUCUUGGCCAUUGCAUCUGAAAUACUAGUCACCAUGGCUGGAGGUCCAACGUGGGAAGUACGACUGGGAAGAAGAGACAGUAGAACCGCGAGCAGGGACAGAGCCGACGCUGCCAUUCCAGGUCCUUUUGAUCCCCUUCCCCUGCUCCGAUCCAAGUUCACCGACGUCGGACUUGACUCCACCGAUCUUGUCGCUUUAUCUGGAGCACACACAUUUGGUCGUGCUAGAUGUUCUACUUUCAGCCCACGCCUCUACAAUUUCAGCAAUGGAGGCCCAGACCCAACUUUGGACACAACAUACUUACAAACACUUCAACAAACAUGUCCACAAGGAGGCGAUGGAACGACAACAUUCACCAAUCUUGAUCCUUCUAGUCCUAACGAUUUCGACAACAACUACUUCACUAAUCUUCAGAACAAUCGUGGACUCCUCCAGACCGAUCAGGAGUUGUUUUCUACUAACGGGUCUGAUACAGUCGAGAUUGUGAAUCGGUUCGCUGGUAGCCAGAGCCAGUUCUUCAGUGAUUUUGCCAGGUCUAUGAUAAGUAUGGGGAAUAUCAGUCCUCUCACUGGGAGUAAUGGAGAGAUCAGGACUAAUUGCAGAAGGCUUAAUUAAUCUAUCUAUUUGUUAGAGAUGAUUUGGACGAGUUGAAUUGUUGUUGUGAUUUGAAAAUUUUCAUGUUGUUGGAGGAUUUGAUUUGAUUUCCCUUCCAUUUUAUGGAUAAUAUAAGAUGUGUGACUAUGUAAUUGUAUAAUUGAUAAGCAAUAAAUUAAAUGAG